This is a messenger RNA of Solea senegalensis (Senegalese sole), 1705 nucleotides long. Its product is annotated as 5-hydroxytryptamine receptor 3E-like. Lineage: Eukaryota; Metazoa; Chordata; Actinopteri; Pleuronectiformes; Soleidae. Bases 86 to 1465 code for a protein of 459 amino acids. Gene Ontology annotation, molecular function: extracellular ligand-gated monoatomic ion channel activity; neurotransmitter receptor activity; transmembrane signaling receptor activity. The transcript is spliced from 10 exons. The record is from RefSeq and is a predicted model, not a curated record. Gene Ontology annotation, biological process: regulation of membrane potential; nervous system process; chemical synaptic transmission. Gene Ontology annotation, cellular component: synapse; membrane; neuron projection.
ACACUAAACGGCAGCCAGUAGCGGCCGUAACACAAACUAUUAUUUCCUCUCCAGGCAUAAGAAACCAAGCACGGAUGAAAACUUGAUGUUUAAUGUCAUGGCAUCCCAGCGACUGAUUUUAAUCUCCGUGGUGUGGUUUCUAAUGCAAGCAGCUCCAUGCAGUGCCUUCACAGUGAAUUGCUCUGAGCCAAACCAACCUGCCCUUCUGAAGGCUCUGACUCCACUCUUUAACCUGAGCUCCAUACGACCUGUCAUGAACACAUCAACAUCUACCAACGUCAACAUUACCUUCAUCAUUUAUGGAAUAUUGGGAGUGGAUGAAAAGUCUCAACUCUUGAUGAUGUACCUUUGGCUCUAUCACAAGUGGAUGAACGAGUUUAUUAGCUGGGAUCCAACCCAGUGCGGCUCAGACAAUAUUACUCUCCUCAAAAAAAAAUUGUGGGUGCCAGAUAUUGUGAUCGAGCAAUUCAUGGAUGAAAAUGAGGCCCCUCAUGUUCCAUAUGUGUACUUGUAUAGCAAUGGUUUGGUGUGGGAGUCUCGACCGGCCAAAGUUGUGAGCUCCUGUAACCUUGAUAUUUAUACCUUCCCAUUCGACAUACAGAAUUGCACUUUGACUUUCAACUCCUACAUCCACGAGAAGGAAGACCUAGAUGUUUCACUGGAAACAUCUGUAGAGCACAUAAUGGAACGCUCUAGACAUUUUAUGACCACAGUGGGAGAAUGGGAGCUGCUGGAUAUCGACGCCUACAAACACAGGGACAAUGAUUACAAUGAAGUUAGAUGUCAUAUCAGAGUGAGGCGCCGAGCGACGCUGUACGUUGUGAAUCUGCUGAUUCCCAGCAUCUUCCUCAUCACCAUUGACCUCUUCAGUUUCCUGCUGCCUCCACAAAGUGUGGACAGAUCCUCCUUCAAGAUGACCCUCAUCCUGGGCUACACCGUCUUCCUGCUCAUCAUGAACGACCUGCUGCCCACAACUGGACACGCUGUACCUCUCCUAAAUGUGUUCUUCUCUCUCUGCCUGGCUCUGAUGGUUGCCAGUCUACUGGAGACAAUCCUCAUCACCAACCUGCUGUGCGGCUCUGUCAAAGUCUCUCCAGUUCCUCACUGGAUCCAAGUGCUCGUUCUUCAGAUUUUAGGUUUUCUUGUUUUCCUGCCACGCAAAGCUAAACAUUCAGACGUGGAGCAAAAUGUUGCAGUGAUAAAGCUUGACACUGUUGAGCGACGUCCACACGAGAAGGGGCCAGUGGUGGAGAACAGGGUCGUGCAGGAGCUGAGAAGCCUGUCCACGGACCUCCGGGCUCUCCGCCUCCAGGUGGAGCAGCAGCUUGAUGGGAGCCAUAGCUCGGAGGAUUGGAUCCAGGUGGGUUUCAUCAUAGACCGCCUGCUGUUCGGCAUCUACAUCCUCUUCGUUUCAGUCAGCUUCAUUACUAUCAUCAUUGUCUGGCGUAACUCAUACAGUCAGUAAACAACUGCUUUGUGUUUUAAAAAGGUUCCAUUCAUGUGAAUAGUGACCUGAUAGUGACUCAAAUGUUUCAGUUAUGACCAAUGUCAUUUUGCUUUCUUGGAGAAACAUUGCUGUAGCACAUAUGGUUUAUUCUACACUUCUACAAUGUACUGAUGUUUAGCGCAACAAUCGCUCAUUACAUUAUAUCUAGUCGUUAUUAAAUUAUUAGAUUUGAUGUGGAAUUUUAUUAAAAAAUAAAAG